AUGACCUGGACUUAUCAACGAUAUACGAACCUUCUACGAGUUUAUGAGGAUUACGAACAGAGACAGCUAUACAACAAUAUGCCUAGGCAACGCGUAAUAUCAUUAUUGUAUACUAUCACCCUUAAGCAACGAAUGCAUAUACAAUAUAUUCAUGUGGCCUGUGGUCAACGAUACCAGAGGAUCAAAGGACGCAAACGGAUCGGGAUUGACAGGCACCUAGCCUCUUGUUUGAAACUCAAGCAACCGACCGGAUAUCCCCGAUACAUUCCUGAGAACGAAAAUACCACUCCAGAGAUCGCCGGCCCUUUCUUGAUCGUGUCCAUGAGCACGCCCGAACAGAUGUCUACUCCGCCUGUCUGGCGGUUCGAACCGUCGCCGGCAUCAGAAGCGAUAUGGGCAAAUGACCUAUUGGUAGAAACCAUUUACCGGCAUGCAUGGGACACCCGGUCUUUGGAUAAAGAGCCUACCAUAAUCAAUGGGAUGUUACUCUGCAAGAGCCGAUUCUGGAUGAUAGCAAAGAUCCGCUUUGAAAAGUGUUGGUAUAAGGAAUUGACGGAUGCACUGCAAGCGGGUUGUAGUCUGGAUCGAUUCAACGGCUAUAGUGGCUGUGUACGAACGCUACUCGUGCGGGAGACUGCGUAUCCGGACGACGAGCCGGAAGAGGCUGUGCCCCCUCGCAUGCAUAGGCAUAAACAAGACCUCGCUUACUUGCGCAAACAUCGAGGUCAAUUGCCUAAUCUCAAAGCGAUCAAGGUGCUUCCUGACCCAGAUUACGAACCUUGCAACGUUCAAAGGCUGGUGGAGUGCGACGGGACCUCGAUUCAUGUCGACUACGCUAUUCAUUCCUAUAUUCCCCGACAUUGGGAAUGUCGUCAUGGCAUUGAAGCAGAACCAGGUUGCUGUGACAAACUCCUUGGAAUCACUAUAGGCGGUUACGAGGAUGAUGUGGAAAGUGAAGAAGCCAUCAUGGAAGAACUGAUGGAAGUCCUCAACACGCAGACAAUGGUCGUUGGAUCAGUAACCUCUACCGUGCACCUCGGACAUCUGCGGGUCCUAUCUUUCUUGCCCUUCGAUCAUCAAGGGGAUGGCAGAAUCCAUCUGGAUAUGAUGAGCAGCAUUUUUGACUCUUGUCCGGAGCUUCAAGUUCUACGUUGUCGCUUGAGGGGAUCCGCAGCGUACAACGCAGACGAGGUAGACCUGGACUGCGUCUUCUCGAAAGGCAAAAUGCUCCACACCAUCCACCUGGAAACUGAAGGCGCUCUAGUCCCUUACCUAUCUGCUUUGAGUCGAUUCAGGGACGUCGAAUUGACUUGUCGCAUUCCGUUACCAUCAGACGAUCUAGCUCGCCUGAACGAUCCUUCUGGCCGCAGGCUGCCUUUCGAAGCCCGGACAGAACGCUUCGAGAUGGGUUUUCACCCCGCAUACUUCUCCGUACAUCCGCGGGCAAAGAUGCUCGAUGUGAUCCAGAUCAUUGAGACGCUUCUUCCGGCGAAUUGCGAAAUCAGCUAUGACAAGCACGAUCUUCGCUCUUUCCCUAUCGACGCCACCGACUUGAUGCGAGCGGGCUGGCGACACUUGGUCGCCGCCUUGUAUCUCCUCCAGGAGGACAGAUCCAAAUCUCGUCCGCUACCCAGGACUUUCGUACCCAUGACACCAGGAGAGCUAGCCAAAGCGCUUCAAUCGAAAGACGAACGAUUGCCGUUGUCUGGUUCGAGCAACGGCAUCUGGGUCGCGGGUCUACCUGGACAGGGAGACCGGACAGACCAGUCGUUUUACGUCGAUAACGAAUCUAAUGAGCGGGUUGAAGGCGAGAGCGAGCGAUCCUGGUUUAGGGAAAGGGGUUUCCUCGUACAGCGAAAGUGUUCUCACGACCGCUCGCGUACAGCCUAUCUCACGCCAGAAGACGCGGAAGAGAUCCGGAUUGGUGUCACCAAUCUUUGCGCCGAUGCGUGCAGCAUUAUCGCCAGCAUGAUCCACCUUGCCGUCCCGAACAACCCAUAG
Molecule: messenger RNA, 2001 nt
Organism: Filobasidium floriforme
Lineage: Eukaryota; Fungi; Basidiomycota; Tremellomycetes; Filobasidiales; Filobasidiaceae
Exons: 6
Coding region: 1-2001 (666 amino acids)
Source: RefSeq, a predicted model, not a curated record